This is a messenger RNA of Naegleria gruberi, 859 nucleotides long. RefSeq lists its product as uncharacterized. The transcript has a single exon. The record is from RefSeq and is a predicted model, not a curated record. NCBI's taxonomy places the organism in Eukaryota, Heterolobosea, Eutetramitea, Acrasida, Naegleriidae. The coding region runs from base 1 to 801 and encodes 266 amino acids.
AUGUCUAAAUGCUUCUAUUGUCUUGGCACUCAACAAUUAUUGAAACUUAAAUGUCAACAUUAUAUUUGUCAAGACUGUCUUGUUGAAAAUUUACAAAACUUGUCGAAAGGAACAGCAAUGGUUUGUUAUGGUUCCAAUAAGAAUGUAACUGGAAGUGAUGAAACUAAUUGUGGCGAAACCAUUUCAAUGAAUUGGGUCAAUCAAGCCAAUAUCGAUUAUGAUAAAAUUGAAGAGUUUGAUUCAGCAUUGAAUGAUAUUCAUUACAAGAUCAAGAGAGCAACUACUUGUAAUAAGUGUAAGAAUCACUUCAUUAGAAGAAACACCAGCGAUGUUAGAUUGAGUUGUGAUGUUUGCAAAUUUGACUUUUGUUUCAUUUGUGGCAAUCAAUGGAAGAAUGGUGAAGGAAUUUGUGGAAAUGGAUGUUCUAAUGAAGAUCCCUUGAUCACUGCCUUGACAACUAGAUCCUCUGUAACUGCCAAGAUUAAUCUAUCCAAUCAAGAAAUAGUUGUUCCUUUGGCAAGAUUAUGUGUUAAUUGUGGAAAUUAUUGUGAAAGACAAGCAUCAUCUGAUGGAAAGUUAGACAGGUGCAAGCAUACUCACUGUCCAAGAUGUAAUGCUGUUUUUUGUCAUGCUUGUUUGUCUCUUUACAAUACAAAUACUGGUAAAUGGCCGUUCAAGUGUAGUGGUACAGAAGCAACUGGAACAACUCAUGGUGCAUAUGUCAAGUGUUCAUUGCCUGUAGCUCCAACACAAACCAAAGAGGAUUUGCACGAAAUUGAAAAUAGAUUGUUAUUUCAAUAAGCAAUAAUCUGUUACAAAAACAAAUGUACAAUAUAUUCUGAAUAAAAUAUUUAUUGAU